Sceloporus undulatus (fence lizard) is the source of this 1755-nucleotide messenger RNA. It is a transcript of the gene CBY1, whose product is annotated as chibby family member 1, beta catenin antagonist. Gene Ontology annotation, cellular component: nucleus. The record is from RefSeq and is a predicted model, not a curated record. NCBI's taxonomy places the organism in Eukaryota, Metazoa, Chordata, Lepidosauria, Squamata, Phrynosomatidae. Gene Ontology annotation, biological process: negative regulation of Wnt signaling pathway. The coding region runs from base 245 to 625 and encodes 126 amino acids. The transcript has 5 exons.
GAAAGGGGUGUGCUUUCUGAUAACGUGGUGAAUAAGUGGUUAUAUUUCUCCCUUUUUAAAAUGGCGGUUAGUUAUUUUCAAUGUUUUAAGAGGUGCUGUUAGCGCUAAAGCUCCAGUUGUUGGUGUUUUAUAGACCGAGGGUGUCCUCUUUUGGCGCGUGGUGGAAUCUGACCCCCCUGUUUUUAGAUGGUAUCGUCCGCAGUGCUGGCAGGCAACCAGAGCAAGGGCUAUAGGCCGAGAAGCCAUGCCACUUUUUGGAAACACGUUCAGUCCAAAGAAAACUCCACCCAGAAAAUCCGCUUCACUUUCCAACCUGCACUCGUUGGACAGAUCUACGCGUGAGAUUGAGCUGGGUCUAGAAUACGGCAGUCCUGUCAUGACCCUUACAGGACAAAGUCUGAAGUUUGAGAAUGGCCUAUGGAUAACAGAAUCAUUAGGAAGCACUGGGGACCGGCGGGAGACACAGCGUCUUCGCAAACGGAAUCAGCAGCUGGAAGAAGAGAACAAUCUGCUACGGUUGAAAGUGGACCUUUUGUUGGAUAUGCUUUCUGAGACAACUGCAGAGUCCCACCUCAUGGAGAAGGAAUUAGAAGAACUGAAAAAUUACAGUCGAAGAAGGAAGUGAACAGGAAGACAGAAGACAGGGAAGGAAAGAGCAGGAGAUUAUGGUCAAAAGGGACCAGGCUAAGAAGUGGUGAAGCCACAUCUACCUUGGAAGACUUUGCUGUCUUUGUCCUUAUAUAUGUAGCCAAGAUUCCCAGUGCGAAAUAUUAAUAAGUUCUCUAGUCCUGGAAGUAGUUACUCUUUAUUCCUUCUGGAGCUUCUUUCCAAAUUUCUUAAACAUAUAUUUGCAGAACACCAAUCCAAUAGCUGGUGACGUGCUUAGAAAAUAAUAUAUGUCUUUCUAUCUACCCACAAAAGACAAUUCUGGAGUUGUGCGAGAGGGACAUAGACAGGAAAAAUGGAAAAGGAGAGAACAGUCUCACCAUAUAUCUCCAUGAUCUUAGUGGCUAAUUUUGAUAAUCACAUUUUGGUUCAUUAGAUUAGGAUAUGCAUUCAUAGGAUACAUUUUCCUGUAGCUUUUGUGUUGCCACAUUAUUCCACCCUAUCUGCAAGCAACAAAAUAAGGAAGACCAUUGGCCUUAAUCAUCACUUCUCAUAUCUAAAUGAGAAGUUAUGGUUUAACAGUUUAUGUAUCUUGGGGGCCUAGAAUGCUAAUGUUUGAGGAGAAGUCCAGUUAUGGACUUGAGUAGUGAGGCAGAGCAACAUCACAAAUCUCUAGCUUUGCAGUGUCUGUUAGUUAAGGAAACUGGUGGUACUUGAGCAUCAAUAAUAUGAAACACUUUGACAUUUGGUUUAAAGUUGCAUACUGCAGUCAGUUUACAAUCUUGAAUAUCAGCUGUACUGACUGUAAAGUUGGCUGACAGUAUGGGAACAGAAAACUGCAGAAAUUUCUUCUUGUUUGGUCCCAUCCCAGUACUCUGUUGUCCCAUUAGUAUGGAUAAACUUCACACUAACAGCUGAUCCCUAUUAUUAUUGACCAUACCAAUAAUAUAGUUUCAUUAAUUUUACCUUUGCUAUAUUUUUAUUUUGUCUUGGCGAAGACAUCUUAAAUAAUUUACCCUUUAAGGUACAGGUAUUUAUAUUUUUUUUUAUAUAUUGAUCACUUCUGUUCAUACCACAGUUAUGUAGAAUGUUGGGUUAAAUUACUCUAUGUCUAUUUUUAUACUUUAAAAAUAAAGUUACUACACUGUU